Messenger RNA from Penicillium soppii, 732 nucleotides. RefSeq names its product vacuolar protein sorting family 37 protein. Gene Ontology annotation, cellular component: ESCRT I complex. Gene Ontology annotation, biological process: protein targeting to membrane; protein targeting to vacuole; ubiquitin-dependent protein catabolic process via the multivesicular body sorting pathway. Lineage: Eukaryota; Fungi; Ascomycota; Eurotiomycetes; Eurotiales; Aspergillaceae. Bases 1 to 732 code for a protein of 243 amino acids. The transcript has 2 exons. The record is from RefSeq and is a predicted model, not a curated record.
AUGUCUCAACCAGCGUCACCAUUCCCACCGCAAUCUCAAUUCUACUCCCCACAGAUCAUGGAUCUAAAUACGCCUCCUCCGCCUCCUCCAAAGCCGAGCAGCCACGAAGCUAGUCGGGGAGGAACCCCGCAAAGCAUGUCCGCCUACCAGCCAGAUCAGACACAGGCACCAGUUCAGCAGCCCUACAUCCCUAAUCCCCCUACAAUUGAGGAAGGCUGGCUUCCAGACCUAGUGAAAGACAAAUCCACUAUCGACCUUCAAACAAUCCUCCAAGAUCCCGCCUUAAUCUCUGCUCUGUCGAGUCUACAUCCUUCCUAUACAGCCCGUCAACAAUCCAUCGAGACCCUGAUCCAUUCAAACAAAGACCUCGCAACCCGCGUGCUCGACACGCAGAACCACCUAGCCGAGCUCCGCGCCUCAACAGAAACAAUGCUCAUUACCCACCAAUCCCUCGAGGUCUCCUGGCGCAAGAAGCAAGCCGAGAUGGAUUCUGCCCUUGCGCCAUGGUCGCCUAAAGCACUGUACCAGCGCUACAGUGCAGCAAUCACGGAACAGGAAGCUGUUUGUCAUGCGGUCGAGGAGAGCUUCCUUGAUGAAGAUCACCAUGGUCGCGCUACAGAGAAGGAAAUUGCGGAUUGGGUACGGCGCGUGAGAGGCGAGGCCUCAAAGCUGGCAGCUAGAAAAGAAGCAAAAGCGAGAUGGGACGAGGGAAGGGUUGGCGGUUGGCGAUAA